CCCCUCAGAUUGCGCUUUAACUUUGCUUGCUAUUGGGGGCGUUCAAAAUGGCUCGGAUUGGAUGGGAAUGGCAUUGAAGGGGUUUCUGCUUUUUGGCUGUGUCGCAUUAAAUUUUAUUUCACAGCAUAACCCACCGUAUGCUUACCGGUAUUAUUGAAUUUACUUGUCCAUGGCUGUCCACCGUGGGCAAGAGCUCGAACAAUCAAUCAGCGGUAGACUUGGCCGCAGUGCAAAUCGCUUAAAACCUACUCCCCCAGAAACCCGGACCCAGGCUUGGAUGGGUACUUCCCAACUCUGAAUCUUGAAUUUACGUACCAGUACAUCGAACGGCUAUGAGAUGGGGGUCGAGUUCCAGGUCCUGUACUAUAUAGUGGUGAGCCGGUGGGGGGGGUUUGCGCUGUUUAUUUAUUCAUUUGUUUAUUCUGCGAGAAGUGAGAGUGCUGGGAGUCAAUUGAAUCCACUGCAGUCCAUGAUACAAGUACCGUACUAGUACUUGGUUGACCAUCGUUCCCAUAAGUGCCAAGCGCCAACGAGGGCAUGGUGGGGUGAAGGCAAGGUCCGUAUGAAAAACAAUAACUUGCUUAGACUAUCCAUACCUCCCCUCCCCUCAUCACCGCGAAUCUCCAGCCUCCACCUUCCCGCACGAAUCCAUCCGUCACCAUGUCCGUUGCGGAAACAAUUGAGACCGCAUCUAGCUUUGUCCUUGAUGCUCCGCCCGGAGAGGUACCUACCUACUCACCCUGCCCUGCUCUACUCCCUUGCCCACUCGCUAACCCCUUGACUUACUCGCUCCUCUCCCGCCAUAGCUCCAAGAUGUGAUUGCCGGUUAGUUCUCCCCCCACUUCUCCUCCACCCUGACCAAACCUGACGGGCCAAAGACAUAAAGACGCUCGUAAAUGAUGACCCCGCCGUCCUCGAUGGCGUGACACCCGCCAUGGAAAAGUACAACAAGGAGCAACUGAUAACUACGAAGCUGCCCGGUUCCAGCGAACAGGUCAUCAUCUCAGAGCACAAUUGUCUGCCGGAUGGGAGGUUUUUUGAUGUGGGGAGUCUGAGAUCUUUUGAGUUUGAUCAUGUCAAGCAGGUUUGUUAAUACCCCGGGCAGAUGGACGGAUAGACGGAUGGAUGGAUGGAGGGAGGGAGGGGGAGGUGGCUGAUGAAGGUCGUGGGUGGGUAGAAAGCUUUGAACCCGCAGAGUUGGGUUUUGGAGAGUCGGAAUGCGGAGUUGAUGUGAGUUUUCUUUUUUCUUUUUCAUUUGAUGGAAAGGAGAAGUGGCUGAUGAACGGUGGUUGGGUGUAGAAAGGCUUUGUUGAGAGAUGUAGCUCCGCAUGUCAAGGAGCAUUACCCCUCGUCUCCGGCGUUCGGGGUGUAUCCGAUUCAGGGCGAUGCCGCGGCCGCCGUGGUGAUUGUUGGGAAUAAAUAUAGCCCUUCUAAUUACUGGUUAGCAUUACAUUUCUUCUCCUUCCUCCUCGUUUCCGCCUCGGUUGGGAGCUAACGGGUCGUAGGAAUGGCCGCUGGAGAUCUACAUACACCUAUACCCCCUCCACUACUGAGCUUACCGGUACUAUUCAAGUGGAUGUUCACUACUACGAGGACGGAAAUGUCAGGUUGCUUACUACGAAGCCGGUUCGAGUCUCGCUGAACUCAGGUACUUCGGCUGAGAUCGUCAAGACUAUUGCUAGCCAUGAGAAGAAGUACCAGGAGGAGUUGAGUAGGGCUUUUGGAGCGCUGAGCGAGGGGGCAUUCAAGAAUCUUAGACGGCAACUGCCCAUCAACAGGCAGAGGAUCGACUGGGAGAAGAUUGCGAAUUAUCGACUGGGACAAGGUGGGUCCCCUCCUUCACCCUCUUUAUCUUGGACUUCUGCUGGGGUACUGACUUUAGUACCUGUAGAAAUCGGUGGUGGCAGAAGUGUCACCAAGUGAAAGGUUUCCCCAUCAUUAGAUUAUCAUGCUGGGUUCUCGGCUAGAUACCAGCGCUGUUUGUAAUUUCCACUUUGUGCGAAAAAAUAAAACGACAACUAUAAACAUGCCGUAAACCCGAGGUAGCUUAUCGAUCCCGUCUCGUCCUUGCUCCGCGAGUACAGUACAGUACUUUACAAACGACCCGAACGCCUGUAGAGGUAAAUCAAUCCCAUCAACCAACCAACCAACCAACCAAUCAAUCAAUCAAACAGCAAAGAACUUGCCCACCGCCACCACCACCAUCAUCAUCAUCAUCCAUUAUCGCCACCCAGCCCUCAUAAGGACCCCCCUUCAAAAGAAUAUCCCCCAAAGCAAAUACAAGACAAUAACCCCACCCACAAUCAUACCUGCAAGCUUUAUUGUCUGGCCUUUACUCCCGGUGGCCGCCAUGCGCGUGAUCCGACCGGCACUCUGCUUCAACCCCGUCGUGAAAUUUGCGAAGACUUCGUUCUGGGAAAAGGGGGAUUACGGUUAGUCCACCGGUCAACCGAAGACAGUCGGGAGCGAAGGGGAGGGUGAACCGAGUCAUCGAUAAUCUCGUGGUCCCGAGCGCUAUCGUAUAUAUUUACCGUGACGUCCCGGAGAGAAGUCACCUUCGAAGCGAGAUCAUCGAGGCGAGCAUUGUUCUGUCUUUUUUUUUUUUUUCGGACGAAGGUAAGUUAGUGGGUGGCCGGUGAAAAGGGGGAAGGGGGUUGGUGGAGGAGUUAAAAGUACCUUUCCCGCUCGUAGGCUUCUGACAUCUCGGAAUAUGUUUUUUUUUUUUUUUCUCUUCUUGCUCCUCUUUUCCGGUGGGUUUGGUUUUGGAUGUCUUGUCGUGAGCCGUUGUGCGCGAUGGUUGAAGCAAUGAUGUAUCGAGCGGUUGCAAGUUACCGUAGUCUAAGUUAAUUGGUGUUUGGGAGAUGAGCUUGGUACCGUGGCGGUGACGUGGUGGUUGGUGUUGGGGUAUAUGGGGAGCAAUUAACGGGCAACUGUUGUCCUUCGGGACAUUUGGUCAAUUUGAAACGAUACAGAGAAGAUUAGCAUGGCCCCUGCACUAAGGAUGACACGCUUCACAAAGAUGAGCUAAACAGUUUUU
Molecule: messenger RNA, 3037 nt
Organism: Tuber aestivum (summer truffle)
Lineage: Eukaryota; Fungi; Ascomycota; Pezizomycetes; Pezizales; Tuberaceae
Source: the annotation of a GenBank genome assembly